AUGCAGAAAUCAAAGCCAAUGCCAAUAUCAAUAAUCCUCUUGCUACUACUAUUAGGGCAGCCCAACGCUUCGGCGGGCGGCGGUCCGAUAAAGACGGUGGUGGUGUUGGUGAUGGAGAACCGGUCGUUCGACCACAUGUUGGGUUGGAUGAAGAAGCUCAACCUUGAAAUAAACGGGGUUGAUGGUUCUGAGUCCAACCCACUCAACACAGAGGACCCCAACUCCAAGCGCCUCUCGUUUGGCGACCAGUCGCACUUCGUGGACCCGGACCCAGGCCACUCCUUCCAGGCCAUAAGGGAACAGAUAUUCGGCUCCAACGACACCUCUGCCACCGUGCCACCAAUGAACGGCUUUGCUCAGCAGGCUGCUUCCAUCGAACCCGACAUGCCCCCUAGCGUCAUGAACGGUUUUCAACCCGAUAAGGUGGCGGUUUAUAAGAGUCUAGUCAUGGAAUUUGCGUUGUUCGACCGGUGGUUCGCGUCCGUCCCAGCGUCCACUCAGCCAAACCGGCUAUACAUCCACUCGGGCACCUCCCAUGGGGCCGUCUCGAACGACCCGGUGAAGCUGGCCCUGGGGUUCCCUCAACGCACCAUCUUCGAUGAUGUGUACGACGCAGGGCUCUCCUUCGGCAUCUAUUUCCAGAACCUUCCCUCCACCCUCUUCUACCGCAACCUCCGCAAGAUCAAGUACAUCAACAAGUUCCACACAUAUGGCAACAGCUUCAAGCGCGAUGCCGCCGCUGGGAAGCUCCCCGCCUACACCGUGGUGGAGCCGCGCUACGGGGACACCAAAUCGGCGCCGGCCAACGACGAUCACCCGUCGCACGACGUGCACCAGGGGCAGAUGCUUGUCAAGGAGGUUUACGAGACACUGAGGAGCAGCCCGCAGUGGAACCAGAUGCUAUUUCUCAUCACCUACGAUGAGCACGGUGGUUAUUAUGAUCACGUGCCUACGCCCGUUCAAGGCGUCCCCAGCCCUGACGGGAUCCCUAGCCCCCCCGACCACUUUAACUUCAAGUUUGACAGGUUGGGGGUUAGAGUUCCCACCAUUGCUGUUUCUCCCUGGAUUAAAAAGGGGACUGUUGUUCAUGGACCCAACAGUUCCCCUACUCCGACAUCGGAAUACGAGCACUCAUCAAUUCCUGCCACGGUGAGGAAGAUACUGAACCUGCCAUCGCCUUCUCUCACCAAGAGAGAGGAAUGGGCAGGCACUUUCGAAGGCCUCUUCCAACAGCUCACUCAACCCAGAACUGACUGCCCUCUGGAACUCCCAGAUCCGGUGAAAAUCAGAGAGACGGAAGCUAACGAGGAUGCCCUCUUGAGUGAAUUCCAGCAAGAGCUUGUGCUGCUUGCUGCAGUUCUCAAGGGGGAAAACAUCCUCACAAGUUUCCCGCGAAACAUCGCCCAAAACAUGACUGUAAGACAAGGGGUAGACUACAUGGACGAGGCGGUGAAGAGCUUCUUAGAGGCAGGUUUGGCUGCCAAGAAGAUGGGGGUCGACCCCGAACAAAUUGUCAAGAUGAGACCCUCUCUAUCCACAAGACCAUAG
Molecule: messenger RNA, 1548 nt
Organism: Salvia hispanica
Lineage: Eukaryota; Viridiplantae; Streptophyta; Magnoliopsida; Lamiales; Lamiaceae
Gene: NPC2
Product: non-specific phospholipase C2
Biological process (GO): phospholipid catabolic process
Molecular function (GO): hydrolase activity, acting on ester bonds
Source: RefSeq, a predicted model, not a curated record